AUGGAUAUUGAAGAUGCAAUUACAAGGAUAAAAGAGUUGAUUUUAUUCUUUGAAGAGCUUAGAGAAGAUGGUUUUGAAGACUUGAUGAAGGAAGCCAAAGAACUUGCUCAUGAUGUUGGUUUUGAACCGGUUUUUGCAAAAAAAAGAGUUGUUCAAAGAAAGAAGCAAUUUGAUGAGGAUGUCGUAGAUGAUGCCCAUGGAAGUCAAUCUCCGGAAGAGCGUUUUAGAACUUCUUAUUUCCUCCUCAUCAUAGAUCAAGCUCUUGCAUCACUUAAUGACCGGUUUAAGCAAUUUGAACUUUAUGACUCAAUCUUUGGAUUUUUGUUUAACGCAAAAUUCAAGAGUGUUAGUGAAGACCAAUUGAUGGAGCAUUGUACUAAACUAGAAAGUUUCUUGGAAUACAAACAACGUGGUGAUAUUUAUGGGAAGGAGUUAUUCCAAGAGCUUAGACAUUUGAAAAUAAUAUUGCCGAGAGAAGUAACAAAAUCGAUCGACAUCCUUGAUUUUAUAAAGUCUUAUUGGAAAGAUGGCGGUUUCCAAAUGGUUUGGGUUGCUUAUCGAAUUUUGUUGACUAUUCCGGUCACAGUUGCUUCUGCGGAGAGGAGCUUUUCAAAGUUGAAGUUGAUAAAAACAUAUCUUCGGACUACCAUGGCACAAGAGAGAUUAAGUGGAUUAGCUAUGAUCUCAAUUGAAAAUGAGUACUUGGAUAAAUUAGACUAA
Molecule: messenger RNA, 720 nt
Organism: Rhododendron vialii
Lineage: Eukaryota; Viridiplantae; Streptophyta; Magnoliopsida; Ericales; Ericaceae
Exons: 2
Coding region: 1-720 (239 amino acids)
Molecular function (GO): protein dimerization activity
Source: RefSeq, a predicted model, not a curated record